This is a messenger RNA of Poeciliopsis prolifica (blackstripe livebearer), 1338 nucleotides long. RefSeq lists its product as uncharacterized. Bases 147 to 908 code for a protein of 253 amino acids. Lineage: Eukaryota; Metazoa; Chordata; Actinopteri; Cyprinodontiformes; Poeciliidae. The transcript has 2 exons. The record is from RefSeq and is a predicted model, not a curated record.
ACAGCAAGACGAGAACCGUUGAUUUGAACUGAUAUCAUUGCAUCUCGGUUCCUGUAAAAUACUGACUUUACUCAUCAGUUGCUCCAAUCUGUUCAUCCAUCCACACAAACUCCUGCUCUUCUUGGCAAAACAAACAAUAUAUCAACAUGAACGGCCUGCUGUGUUGUGCUGAAAUUCUGGCCGUGUUGCUGUUUAUCCCGUGGUCUUUGUGUCAAAGUCUAGAACACAAUUCAGACAAUGCUUUGACCUCAACCGCCUCUAAUGACAUCUCAGAGAAUAAGUCAACAACUGAAUCUGAAUCACAAAAUUCUGAGAUGUCAACCGACAGCGCUACCAGCAUCUCCACCACCUCUCCGAUCACCCCUAACACCCGUACCACCCGUACCACCCCUACUACCCCGACUACCCCUACCACCACUACCACUGCCAAAACGUGGGAGUUUUCUGAUCUAUUAGAGGACAAGACAAUCCUAACCUGCGCAGCGCUGAUCUUAGCCUGCGCCAUCCUCCUGAUUUCUACCCUGGCACUUGCAUGCAAGGUGUGCCAGCUGAGAAGACGCCUCAGGGCGGCAGGCGGCGACUCCGAGUACUGGAUGGGAAUGGACAAGACGAGUAAAGCCGAGUCACAACCAGAAGCUAAAGAAAACGCUUUCCUGCUGACAGAGAACGGUCAAACGACUAGGGAGGGUGACAACGGCGCCACCGAGGAGGCUGGAGGGAAGGUCGAUGAGGUUAAGCAACAGGGAGACGAGAAGGAGGUGGGAGACUCUCAGAAGAGUGAGGGGGCGGCUGCGGCUGCAGCCCCAGAGGAGAGCUCUCCUCCUUCGAAGCCGGCAGAGGAGACCACCAAAGAUCCUCCGCCGCCUUCCUCCUCUGAAAACACAGAGGAACCUAAAAAAGAGCAGUAAGGUUUUCUUCACGAAUUUCCAUUUCAACGCAACUUGGCAGUCGUUUUCAGUAGUUUCGUAGUUCCUUUGAGCAGAAGAGUUUAUGCAUGUAAUUUUAACCCAUCAGAUUGUAUAUUUGUGCACGUGUCUUACUUUUUUUUUUUUUGCUUGCAUAUUUUUGUCAUUUCCCAAUUAAAAUUUGACAAAAUGUGUUUACUUGGUCUUUUUUGUUCAUUUGAUUCAAAAGCAGAAGGCGUCAAAGAAAACAAGCUUCUUGAAUGGAGUUCUAUGUGGGACGGAUUGCUGCUUAUUUUCAGUUCCCAGUUGGUUGCACAAGAUGUGUCUGUGUCCAUGAAGUUCCUUGCUAAAAUAUUCCUUCAUUUUGAGCUGUUUCACAAUUUGUCAUGUGGCUUUAUGGGACAGAGCAACACAAAGUCAAGUCCAUGUCGAU